GCAUUUUUUGCAGAUUUUGAGUUCACAGACAAUAAAUAGAUCUAAUAUAUUUAUAUCAGUUGUAAAUGUAAUUGUGUGAAAUAUUCAAUGUUGGGAAGUUUAUAAUUUUCAGUUCCUAUCCUUGAAGUGACUGCUCAAAUUGAGCCUACUUCUUAACCUUACACAUUGUGGGGUCUAUAAACAAAAUGCCAGGAAAAGUCAAAGUAAAAAUUUCCUCGGGAAGAAAUCUUCCUGUUAUGGAUAGAUCGAGUGAUACCACAGACGCUUAUGUUGAAAUUAAAUUAGGGGGUACCACUUUCAAGACUGACGUGUGUCGGAAAUCAUUGCAUCCUCAGUGGAAUACGGACUGGUACCGCUUUGAAGUUGAAGAUUCUGAGCUACAAGAUGAACCAUUACAAAUACGAUUGAUGGAUCAUGAUACAUAUUCUGCUAACGAUGCAAUAGGCAAAGUGUAUCUGAAUUUGAAUCCUUUAUUAUUGCCAGUAGAUGGCCAGGUGAUGAAGUAUGGAUUUAACGGAGAUAGUACAACCCAUCAUGAAAUAUCAGGGUGGUUACCAGUUUAUGAUACAAUGCAUGGUAUCAGAGGAGAAGUGAAUAUUACAGUAAAAGUCGAACUAUUUUCUGAUUUCAAUCGAUUCAGACAGUCUUCAUGUGGGGUUCAAUUUUUUUAUUCCCCAACUGUGCCUCUUGGAUAUCAUGCUAAACUGGUUCAUGGAUUUGUAGAGGAAUUGGUAGUGUCUGAUGAUCCAGAAUACCAGUGGAUUGACAAAAUUAGAACACCAAGGGCUUCAAAUGAAGCAAGGCAAACUUUAUUUUUUAAACUAUCCGGAGAACUUCAGCGGAAAAUUGGCUUAAAGACCCUAGAAUUGGGUGGAAAUGCCGUAGUAGGUUAUAAGCAGAGUUAUGAUUUGGAAGGAGAAUCUGGUAUAGUCGCUAGAGGAAUUGGAAGUGCUGUAACUCUUGUUAAGUCAGCCAAUAUCUGUGUGCCAACUGGCAGUGAUGACAUCAAAGAGGAGCAUUACAUGUCACCACAACAAGAACAAAACCGAAGUACCUGUCAACAGAACGCAGAGCAUCAAAAAGUCGAGCAGUCUCCAGCUAGGGUCAGCACUUUGGUUCACCGAAGAUCUUCAGAUUCCGAUCUAAGCAUCACACCCAAAGGAAAUAGCCUUACUGGAAGCGAUAAAUCUGGAGGACAGCCUAGUGGAUAUUUUAUGAGGAACAAUCUUCUACCUUCCAAGAUACAUCAGGAAAAUUUUGAUAUGUUGGAGUAUCCUUUUUUGACACUUUUGAAAGUUCCACCAGAUUUAUUAUCACAAAUAGGUGGUGUGGUUAGCGCUAGAUCUGUGAAGAGGUUGGAAACCAUCUCCAAUAUUGAAGAGCCUGAGUCAAGGGAUACCUGGUGGUCAGAAUUACGAACUGAAAUAAGAUCUCACGCACGUAGUUUGAAUUGUAAUGCGGUUUUAGGCUAUACAGAAUCGGCAAGUAUAUGUGAUGAUGUGUGUAUUCUGAGUGCAUGUGGAACAGCCGUUGUUAUAGAUUUUCACAAAAAUGAUGAACCUGAAGAUAGGGCUUCUUCAUUUAAACAAAAUUUUGUCCCAAAAGAAAUGGUUAGCGCAUCGCUAGAAAAAGAUAAGGGUAUUAUGAAUAGCAAUAAAGUUUCAGAAAGUCCAGAAAACUCAUUGCAUAUAUCCACCAGCAACGUUUGUACAAUCACUCAUCUUCCCUAUGAAAGCAAUAACGUCGCUUUAAAGGCUACUGUAGGAAAAUGCAUGUUGUGUCGAAAAGGAAAAGUUCCAGAAGUACUGAUAGCUACAAUAGAACCUCCGGAGGGAUUACCCAGUGCUGGACGCGGUUGUUUCCUUGAAUCAUACAUAUGCCGUCCUCUGAAAGAUUUGAAAGGCGAGUGGAUAGCCAAAGAAAUAUCUGAUGGAUUGCCGUUUCUGGAAUACGAGUUACACAGACUGUUGAUAAACAAACUGAAGAUAAAAGGAAUGAACGCAGUGUUCGGGCUCAAAUUUCGUAUAACGGUGGGAGAGAAAAUGAUCAUUGCUCUCGCUACUGGUACUGCUGUUUUUUUGACAUCUUUACCGAGUCCAGCAGUGCCCAAACUGGUGUCAGAUGAAUCUAAUCUGGAUUUGAAACUGGUAAUGCUUCAGAAACAGUUGAAUGAAACCAUCAAGAAAAAUAAGGAAACAUAUCAAAUUGAUGAUGAACAAUUGAAUAGUCGAGUUUGGUCAGACGAUGAUUCGGAAGAGGAGCCAUCUUCAUUAGAUUUGUCUUCUGGAAACAAGGAUUGUUGUGUUUUGGAGGUAGAUGAUCCAGAAGAUGAAGGAGUUCUUUUUUCGUUAAUGAAGGAUCGCCCCCCAGAUGGUUUCCACGUUGUGAACACUGAAAGCAUCCCGGGUCUAGAAGACAUGGAAAUAAUAAAAAAUCUUCAAAUGUUUACUCAAAUUCGAAGAUUCAAAUUCAGUUCCUCAUUCAAUAUCGAUGAGCAAUUCCGAAAGCUGUUACAAACCGUUUAUUUCAAAUUGAGACAAAUGGUUCCUUGUGCCUUAUGUAAUAUUCAGUUUCGAUGUGAUAUUCCCGAACCAGACGAGGUUCAGUUAUUAGUUUAUGGUAUGGCAUUGGGGUUGGGCAAAAAACAAAGAAAGACAAAAUCGGGGAUGCAUUUGAAACGAAAUGAAGACGACUUGAUAUUCAAACUAGAUGAAGAUAAUAUUCCAGAAAAUAGUGUAGUUACUAUUAAUAAAAGUCAAAAAUUCAAACAAAGAUCUCCAUCAAAGUACCGUCCGCAGUCGAUGAAACAAAGACAUACCCCUCACAGGGAAAUACACGGUGUUGAUAUAACACCUUUGUCAUAUGUACCUGGAGCCACUAUUGAUAACUAUUUAGGAAAUUUGAAUUUUUUCUUCAUAAGGGAAACUACAUCCAUUCGAGAGGAAGGUGGACUUAGUGGAUUUCUUCAUAGUUUCGUUACUGAAGUAUUGGCGAUAGUGCGAGCUCAUGUUGCAGCUCUAGGUGGAAAUGCAUUGGUUGCUUUCUUUUUGACAGAAAUAACCUUAAAUCAUAAUUUCCACAAGAAUCAGGUAAGAAAUAAAAACGUUUUUUAACUAAAUCAACUCUUAGUUAAGGCAAAAUCAAGAGACUCAUUAUGUCUGCUCAAAAAUUGGUAUUUUAUUCACUAUCUUUAUUUCCUAACUGCAUGUGUAUUUGAUUAAAAAUACCUUAUCAGUUUCAAUUCAACUCCAAGUAGCUUCAGAAUUUUACCAUCGACCAAGGCCUACUAGCCUGGAUUCUAUUCUUUUCGAUCGUGUCUCUGACCGUGAAUUAUUAUUUUCUUAUAUAAUGUGUAGUCGGUUUAGUUUUCAAUGUCUCUUGACUAAGAUAAGAUUUUUAUGCGAGGAAUAAAAACUGAGCUCAUAAACAGAACAUUCUGGAUGAUCAUUUGUAAUAAAAAAAUAACUAGGAAUUGUGUUUCCCCAAUUUAUAAAAAUCUCUGUUGAUGAUUUUUCAACACGAGCGAUGGUUUAUAAGAAGCCCGAUGAAGGGCAUGACAAACUAUGAGGGUGUUAUCUCUUACAUUUUGUCUUGUAAAAAAAUGAAACUUUUUUCCUCAACAUUUCAUAAAAUUCAGAUAAAUAUACUAUAGGAAAAAAAAUUUGACAAUUGUAGCACAUAACUUGGGAUUACUGAGCAUAAUUUUUCAACGAUCAAAAUUGUACUCAUAGAUAACCUUCAUUUAUAAAACUAAUGUGAAACAUUUUUUCACUCUCAACUGUGAGCAGCUGUCAUCUACCCACUAAACACUUCUACUAUAUGUAUCAUCAUCUGCUUGAAGUCACUUAAGACCAGAAUUUAGAUGUGAAGGAGAAUGGCAAACAUUUGUCAAAGGUUAUUUUCUCAUUUAUAAUAAUGAGUAUAACACAAGGGGUGUCGGUUUGUAAAAACUUGUAAUAUUCUUCCAGCAUAUUGAAUAAAAGUUUCUCCCAGGGAAGACGGGCUAUAUCAAAUUAUAAACUGAAAGAGAUUUUGUGAUAUUAGUACUGAUUUCAAAUUUAUCCUAUACAUUACAUACCAUUUACAAAUUGGUGCUGUUGUGGAAUUAACUCGAGGCCGAUUUCGAAAUUAAUGGAUAGUACAUGAUUU
Molecule: messenger RNA, 4149 nt
Organism: Leptinotarsa decemlineata (Colorado potato beetle)
Lineage: Eukaryota; Metazoa; Arthropoda; Insecta; Coleoptera; Chrysomelidae
Product: C2 domain-containing protein 5
Source: RefSeq, a predicted model, not a curated record